Messenger RNA from Bombina bombina (fire-bellied toad), 2379 nucleotides. It is a transcript of the gene KLHL12, whose product is annotated as kelch like family member 12. The transcript is spliced from 12 exons. Bases 338 to 2032 code for a protein of 564 amino acids. Lineage: Eukaryota; Metazoa; Chordata; Amphibia; Anura; Bombinatoridae. The record is from RefSeq and is a predicted model, not a curated record. Gene Ontology annotation, molecular function: protein binding.
UGUUGAAUGCCCUUGCCCUCCGGAGGGAACUAUUUACAAUUGCUUAAAUAUUAUGUUACCGGACUUUACCAACUUAAAAUAAUAUAUUUCCGAUCAAAGUUUGCACCCAGCCCAAUAUUAAAUCACUAUACGUUCUUAAAACGUGUAUUACACGCUGAUUGGCCGGCCGGGCUUCUGCUCCUGCGCGUUACAUUAGCUUCCGCAGCUAAGGGUUGUGAGAGGAAGAGAAAUAUAUUUUGCAUUUUCAAUUGAAGCGGUUCCGAUUUCCUAAUUAUUUUGUUACGUCAUAAAAGUGCGCGGAAAUGGUCUUGGGGGUAAAGCCAUUCCAACAGCAACUAUGGCCCCCAAAGAUAUGAUGACCAACUCCCACGCAAAGUCAAUUUUGAAUACCAUGAAUUCUCUUAGAAAGAGCCACACUUUGUGUGAUGUAACACUACGUGUUGACUACAAGGAUUUCCCAGCUCACCGUAUUGUGCUUGCUGCUUGCAGUGAUUACUUCUGUGCCAUGUUCACCAGUGAGCUCUCAGAGAGAGGUAAACCAUAUGUUGAUAUUCAGGGACUUACUUCUUCCACCAUGGAAAUUCUUUUGGAUUUUGUGUAUACAGAGACUGUUCAUGUGACAGUGGAAAAUGUGCAGGAGCUGUUGCCUGCUGCCUGCUUACUGCAACUUAAAGGUGUGAAACAGGCGUGUUGUGACUUUCUCGAGUCUCAGCUUGAUCCAUCAAACUGUCUGGGGAUACGAGACUUUGCAGAGACUCAUAACUGCCUUGACCUGAUGGAGGCGGCUGAGGUUUAUAGCCAGAAGCACUUCCCAGAGGUUGUACAACAUGAAGAAUUUAUACUUUUGCAGCAGGAGGAGGUAGAGAAGCUAAUCUGUUGCGAUGAGAUUCAGAUAGAUUCGGAGGAGCCAGUGUUUGAAGCUGUUAUAAACUGGGUAAGACACAGCAAGCAACAGCGUGAGAAGUCACUUCCUCAACUUCUUCAAUAUGUCCGCAUGCCUUUACUGACUCCACGUUACAUUACAGAUGUAAUUGACACAGAGCCCCUCAUACGUUGCAGUUUGCAGUGCAGAGACCUAGUAGAUGAAGCAAAAAAAUUUCAUCUGCGCCCAGAGCUGAGAAGCCAAAUGCAGGGACCUAGAACCAGGGCAAGAUUGGGUGCUAAUGAGGUUCUUCUUGUUAUUGGUGGAUUUGGUAGUCAACAAUCUCCUAUAGAUGUUGUGGAAAAAUAUGAUCCCAAGACUCAAGAAUGGAGCUUCCUUCCGAGUAUCACUCGUAAGCGACGUUAUGUGGCUACUGUGUCACUUGGAGAUCGAGUCUAUGUGAUUGGUGGAUAUGAUGGGCGCUCACGUCUUAGCUCAGUGGAGUGUUUAGAUUACACUUCAGAAGAGGAUGGGGUCUGGUAUUCUGUAGCCCCCAUGAAUGUGAGACGAGGGUUAGCAGGGGCUACCACUCUAGGAGACAUGAUCUACGUUUCAGGUGGGUUUGAUGGUAGCCGUCGUCAUACUAGCUUGGAGCGCUAUGACCCCAACAUUGAUCAGUGGAGCAUGCUAGGAGAUAUGCAAACAGCGCGAGAAGGUGCAGGGCUCGUUGUUGCUAAUGGUGUAAUUUAUUGCUUAGGUGGUUACGAUGGAUUAAAUAUUCUGAGCUCUGUUGAACGAUAUGACCCUCACACAGGUCACUGGAGUCAUGUGACACCUAUGGCUACAAAGCGCUCAGGUGCUGGUGUGUCUCUACUGAAUGACCACAUCUUUGUGGUGGGUGGGUUUGAUGGCACAGCUCAUCUGUCCUCUGUGGAGGCUUAUAACAUCCGUACAGACUCCUGGACAACAAUGACAAGCAUGACCACACCCCGCUGUUAUGUUGGAGCAACAGUACUACGUGGCAGGCUAUAUUCCAUUGCUGGUUAUGAUGGAAAUUCUCUGCUAAACAGCGUUGAAUGUUAUGAUCCUGUCAUCAACAACUGGGAAGUAGUGACAUCAAUGGCUACUCAGCGAUGUGAUGCUGGUGUUUGUGUUCUUCGUGAAAAAUGAGCUGUAAUAAGCUCGUUAUAUUGGAAGUUUAUUUGUAGGUGUCCAAGUACUGUGAAGACAUUUAGAUUAUUUCUACCAUAUGCUGAACUGUACUUUUUUUCUGCAGUUAUGAAGGAAAUUCUCUGAUAAACAGCCUUGAAUGUUUUAUGUUAUGGUCCACUCAUGAACUACUGGGAAGUAGUAACAUCAAUGGCUACUCAGCGAUGUGAUGCUGGCAUCCUCCAUGACAAAAAGAACUGUGAUAAGCUCAUUGUAUAACCUUCUUUAUAGGUGUCCAAAUACUGUGGAAUCUGAUCACAGUGUGUAAAAAUAUAUAUAUAUUUACAUAAAUAUACAUUUAUAAAUUC